CUGCGACUACGCAGUUGACUAAUUUAUACUGUGUCAAUGCUCAACAGAUCAGCUCCUAGAGUUACUCUCCGGUAAGACAGCCAGAUGAUGAUGUCCGCUGGUUGGUAGUUGAAAAUUUAUGUAUUUUUGCUUGUGCUAUACGAGAUGAAAUUUAGCGAGGGCAAUUAUAAUGACCCAAAUAAGCCUUGUUCACGGGUAUCUGAGCAAUUCUUGUUGCUUUUGCAAACUCAUGAAUUGUCUAGUUCGUCGGCCAUCUUGCAUUUCCGGCCAUGCUACUCUGUUUUGGUUGGAUCUCGGCCACGAGUGGUUGUCGGUUGAUCAUCGCUGGCUGUGAAUUGGCCAUGGAAAGAAGUAUAACGUCAAUAUGCUCGAUCGAGAAGAUUAGACGAGUGAUGAGUCAAGUAACUUUACAAGGAAGAGUAACAAUAUAUAUAUAACGAAACAAGUAUAUUUUGAAAAUGUUUUUUUUUUGCUGUAUCUAGUAAUAUUAAUUUAGCUGGUGUAUUUCUCUAUAGAUUUUAUCAGAUUUGAAAUAAUUUGACCUAGAGUGAUUCAGGAAAUUGAUUUUAUAUUUGGGGUAGAUGCACUGUCAUAGUAAUUCAUAAAAACUGGCUGCCAAGUAUGCCUGUAUGGCAAUGCAUACGCACUCUCUUGGCUGCCAUGUAUGCCAGUAUGGCAGUGCAUACGCACUGUCGGGCCCCGAGGGUUUGCUACACGUACGUAGUAAUCGCGACGCGAGAAUAUUCAGGCAAGCGUCCGGCAUAUAUAUGUUGGCGCAGCUAUGUGAGAAUAUCCCAGGCAGGAGCAGCCACCAUGGACCAUGGUGGACCGGACACGAGACAGAAUUUGUGCCCAGCUCGGUCGAACUCGCCGGAACAUGCACGCGACAGCGUCAGAAGGAGCGGCAGGCGUCAUCGCACCCCGGCGAGCCGCGAGGGCGGGCGUGCCGAUGAGGCAAAGCGACCGCAUCGGGCCCGCGGUCUCCACGCCCAAAGCGCCUCGUGGGCAUUUUCCCUGGAUUGCAACGGCAGCGGGCAGCACGCGUCGUUUGCCACGGCGCCUCGUCUUUGCCGGCUCCGCGUGUCCCUGCGGAUUUGCCUACUGUUAUCUACCCCUCUUGCCUCCGACUCCCAUCUCCUCGCUCGUUGCACGGUCGGCGGCCCAUCAUCGUCUGGCACUUGCUGGAAACUGUACGACUACUGAUGGCCGAGAUCGACACUACACCAUUAGAAUCUGUGAAGGCAGCAGUGGAUCUCUUCGACCGGCCGGGAAGCGAUCAGAGCAGGCUCAGUCCAGACGGAAAUGAGGAAGAUCAGAUCGCCAUCUUAAGCAAGGAGCUCGCGACGUGCAAGCUGCAGCUGGAAGUCAGAGAGAACCAGCAGAAGCAGGCCACCAUGCAGAUCGAAGCCCUCCAGAAGGCCGUGCAGGAGCUCUCGGACCAGUACGAGAAAGACUGCAUGGACGCGCACCUCCGCAUAGCCCAGCUGGAGGCGGAGAACACCGGCAUCAUGAGCCGGCAGGCGGAGGCGGACGGCGAGCGCGAGGCCCUGAGGGGCGAGCUGGCCGCCGUGAGGGCCGACCUCGACGCCGCCAGGGCGUCGGUCGCCUUCGUGCUGCGGGAGGUGGAGGCCGUGGAGACGAGGGCCAUCCUGGAGCGGGAGGGCACCAAGGACGCCCUGGCCCGGAUACUGCAGCUCAACGAGGCGGUCCUGUCGUCCGCCGUCGCGGCGAUCAGGGCGGAGGAGGAGAGGUCGGUCUUCUUUCAGGAGGCCAUGCUCCGGUUCUUUGACUCUGACGGCAGUAAUCUCGAGGUGGUCAGGAGGCAGAUGGAGAUGGUGGAGCGCAUGGAGGCCGAGCUGCUGGCGAAGACCGUGGAAGUUGAGUACCUGCGGGCGGAGCUGAAGCAGGCCAGCGAGAUUUACGUGGCGCCGCAAGGAGAUUCUGAUGCAACGGUCACGGUGGUCGCUGCUGACGGUUGCGAUGGUCAUGAUCAGGUUCAGGUUCAGAGACGUGAAACAGCAGUGGAAGAUACAGGAACGGAGCCGGAAUUCACGUUUCAGCACUCACCAGGAUUAUCCUUUGUCUCUGAUGAGAUCUUCAGAGUGGAUUGUGACGCCGUUCCAUCUGGUGGUAGCAAGAUGGAAGCUGAUACAUCCGAGGAUUUAGCUGAGAAUGAGAGUAAACAAGGAGCGGCAGUAAUGGUUGGGGAGACGACAGUGGCUGAAGGGAACUCCGAUGCUCAAGAGACAAGAUGUCUUGUUGCUAAAACCUCUGGAGAAGAUCGAAGCAUCGAAGCUAACACUAACAGCAAUCAAGAACCAGAUGAGUCGGACGGCGCAGUUCCAGACUUCGCGGCGUGCCAAGGGAAUGAUGUCCUUGUGAAAGAUCACGAGGAGACGAAGGCAGACGCCAGCUUUGUCCUUGCAAGCUCCAGGGACGAUUUCCAGAACGCGCACUCUGAUGAUGCCAAGGACGUCAUCAGCAUCGCCGAGCCUGACAACCAAGAACCACGAGCAGAGCCGGCCGCAGCUCCGAUCUCCACGCCGCGAGAGGGCAGGUCGGAUGCUUGCGUCGUCGUCGCCACAGAGAUCUUCUCCAAAGACGAGCACGAGUUCUACACCAAGGAGCUCGAGCCCGACCCGGGGCAGGGGGCCAAGCUGGACGGGUACGUGCUCGUGUCGAAGGGCGCCGACGUCGCGGUCAAGAACAACCAGCUGGACGAGGCGCGCGCCGAGAUCAGCGACCUGCGGUUCAGCCUAGAGGAGGCCGUGCGGCGGGCGGAGCUGGCCGAGGAGGCGAAGGCGGCGCUGGAGCGGGAGCUGCGGGAGGAGAUCAGGAGGAAGCACACCCCGUCGCGGCGGCGCGCGACGUCGGACUCGGAGGACGGCUGGCGCCCGGCGCGCGAAGGGGCGCGGCCGACGCCGUCUCAUGCGUCCGCGUCCGGGACGCCGUCUAGGGCGAUGAGAAGUGCCAGGCCAGGAGGGGAGGACAUGCCGACGCCGCGCUGCUUGACGCUUGGCAAGGUGCUCAACAUGAAGUACAAGUGAAUGUCCCGUUGCGGGAUUGAUAUCAUUGCAAAUGUCCUUUAUCUGCUCAAUUGUGAGUGUUAUCUUCAAAUGCUACCUACUACAGAGUAGUAUAGUAUGUAUAACAGUGCAGUAUUUUUUAAAACAAAUGAUUGGUGCUUUAUUUCCUAAUUUAUUUCUUAAUUUAUAA
Zea mays is the source of this 3216-nucleotide messenger RNA. Its product is annotated as WEB family protein At1g12150. Gene Ontology annotation, biological process: chloroplast accumulation movement; chloroplast avoidance movement. The record is from RefSeq and is a predicted model, not a curated record. Bases 1203 to 3047 code for a protein of 614 amino acids. NCBI's taxonomy places the organism in Eukaryota, Viridiplantae, Streptophyta, Magnoliopsida, Poales, Poaceae. Gene Ontology annotation, cellular component: cytosol. The transcript has 2 exons.